CAACACUCAAACUCACUCUUCGAUAUGGCUCGUCUGGCUGUCUUGGCUGUGCUGGUUCUGGUGGCGGUAGCUUACUCUGAAGCUCAGGUAGCUGGGGACUCCUACGACCCCAACCCGCAGUACUCUUACUCCUACUCCUCCAAUGACCCCGUGACCGGGGACAAUCACGGCCAGAGCGAGACCAGGCAAGGAGAUGUCGUCCAGGGCAGCUACUCUCUCACGGAAGCCGACGGCUCCAUCAGGACCGUCCAGUACACAGCUGACCCCGUCCACGGAUUCAACGCCGAAGUUCACAGAACAUAGAAAUCUAGUCCAGGCGUCGACGCACUAGUUACCUGAAUCCUAUUUGAAGUGAUACAACGAUUUAUGUUGAGAAAAGACUAAAUUUUAUUUGUUUUUUAAAUGUUUUUUAUUAUAUAAAAUUAUAAAUAAAAAUAUAAUAAUAAUGUUUAUGUUUAUUUCAUAAUGUACUGACCGAAAACAAUCUAUUAAUUUUUUUUUUUAUUAAAAGUUCUUAAAUGAUAGGAAAUAUUUCAGAAAAGUAUUCUGGUAGAAAUGAAUAUACACAUUUAUAGAGAUGUUUAUUCAUAUGAGACAAUAAUAAAUUUUGUUUGAACAGGGAAAAAUAAUCUGAAUUACCUAAAACUAAAUUUAUUCUAGGAAAUGUCUCCUAAACAUAACAGCUGUUUACAGAAAAAUACAGCUUAUUCCUAGCCAAAAGAUCAGAUAAAAUUAAAUAAAAAAAUAGAAGCAAAAGAAAUACUAAUAUAAAUCAAAUAAAAUUGAAUAGUAAUGAUAAAUUUACAUUAUCACUAAUUUAAAUAAAUCCUAAUAAAUUUAAGUUUGUAUUCAAAGGUAAAAAACCUGAGUAAUAGAAAUGGAAUCAUAUAUAUUGAAAUAAGAAAGUUUUAAGUGCGAAAUAGAUAAAAACACGUCGAAUUUGAAGGGAGAAGAAAUUCUAAAAUGUGGUGGAGAGGGAACAGAUCUGUAUACAGGUGUAUAAAGGUCAGAGGAUCUAGAUCAUGUGGUGACUGGAUGUGGAACUUGAACUAGAGUAGAUUAUAGAAAAUGUGUCUAGAAAAAAUUAUCUAUGAAAGGAGGAUAAG
Messenger RNA from Nezara viridula (southern green stink bug), 1106 nucleotides. The record is from the annotation of a GenBank genome assembly. Lineage: Eukaryota; Metazoa; Arthropoda; Insecta; Hemiptera; Pentatomidae.